Messenger RNA from Colletotrichum navitas, 293 nucleotides. RefSeq lists its product as uncharacterized. The coding region runs from base 71 to 262 and encodes 63 amino acids. The record is from RefSeq and is a predicted model, not a curated record. Lineage: Eukaryota; Fungi; Ascomycota; Sordariomycetes; Glomerellales; Glomerellaceae. The transcript has 2 exons.
AGUGUUCGUUCGCAAGGCCAGCCAGCACGCCAAAGGCAAACGCCAAAGCUACGCUGGCUGCCGUCGCUGAAUGCAACCACACUCCUCCCGCCCAAGGGUGCCGGCCUACACUCGGCGCCGUCUAAGACCACCUACUGUGCCCAAGUCGCCCUUCACCUUCCUUGUCGCGAAAAAUACCCGUGACACCAGCCUGAGCAACAACACCCAGCAGACGAUGAACGACCUGCGCGAGGGGUGCAGAAUCAAAACAAGCCUGAAGUAGGGAGAGGAUGAAGAGGAUGAAGAGAAUGAAG